GUUAAUCGUAACUUCCGUUUUACGUACUUCCGGUUAGAUUAUUUCAUCCAUGCUCCUUAAACGUUGAAUUUCAACGCGAAAGGCGGACUGAAGAAAAAGACGCGAAUAAACCACAGCUAUAAUGUUUAAACUGGAAGGACUCGGGCCUAAACUGGAUCCAGAGGAGAUGAAGAAGAAAAUGCGACAAGAUGUCGUCUCAUCUUUACGGAACUUUCUUAUUUACGUCGCCCUUCUCAGAGCCACCCCAUAUGUGUUAAAAAAGCUGGACAGCAUAUGAGUGGAGCAGCAGGUCUCUUCUUCCACCAUGCACUGGGAGUUUACUCAAUCAGAGACAGUAUGGGCCAUCAUCAGCAGACAACCUGGGCCAUUACAGCAAGUCAUGUUGGAGACGACCAGAGUCUGUCCAUCACUGCACCUGAAGAAACCCCUUGUUCCCAUUUCUCAUGUCUUGUUCCUUGUUAUAAACUUUAGUCUGCCUUUAUUGUUAAACACGUUGUGAUCAUUGUUAAAUGCAAGGUUUGAUAGUGUAUGCCUGCCGUGUUCACACAUUAAAGGGGAAAACGUGUAUAUUUUACAGAUCUGCUCAGUCAUGUACACAUGUUAUGGAAACUGUCAAACUACAUUACAAAUGUACACUGCAAGAACAUUUUCAUGAAUGAGUUUUGAACCUGAAAUCACUGGAACUAUAAAAGACUACGAUUAACAACAAA
Cottoperca gobio is the source of this 710-nucleotide messenger RNA. It is a transcript of the gene tomm5, whose product is annotated as translocase of outer mitochondrial membrane 5 homolog (yeast). The record is from RefSeq and is a predicted model, not a curated record. The transcript has 2 exons. Bases 122 to 277 code for a protein of 51 amino acids. Lineage: Eukaryota; Metazoa; Chordata; Actinopteri; Perciformes; Bovichtidae. Gene Ontology annotation, cellular component: mitochondrial outer membrane translocase complex.